UAUUCUCCCGCAAGAGGGCGCUGUAGUUUUUAGAGCGUGGCAUUGACGUGUGUGGUUGUGGAGUUGCGUCGUUUUGUCGAAAUAAUUUGCUCGGCGAGGCGAAUUUGCAAAUGGAGGAGGUUUUUCUCUGAACAACGGCAGGGGGAGAAUUCGUUAUGUCUGAGGCUCUUUAUGGAAAGUUCCUAGCCCCCGAGGAGCCCUUUCCACUGCUGUCGCAGCGAGGGAACUUCAGUGAGGCAGGCACUUUGGAUGUCAGUGACUUUGGCUUUCAGUUGUCCUCUUGUCACCGGACAGACCCACUGCGCCGCUUCCAUAGUAACAGAUGGAACCUGACUUCCUGUGGAACGAGUGUGGCCAGCUCAGAAUGCAGCGAGGAGCUGUUCUCCUCCGUCUCCGUGGGAGACCAGGAGGACUGCUACUCCCUCCUGGACGACCAGGAGUUCACCUCCUUCGAUCUGUUCCCAGAGGGCAGUGUCUGCAGCGACGUGUCCUCCUCUAUCAGCACUUACUGGGACUGGUCAGACAGUGAAUUUGAGUGGCAGUUUUUUGCUUAUCCACAGCUGCCUGGAAGCGACAUAGCCAGUGGAAGUGAUGUGCUCUCUGACAUCAUACCCAGUGUUCCCAGCUCCCCAUGCCUUUCCUCCAAGAGAAAGACCAAACCACAUAGAAAUAUGGAUGAGCUCCCCUGGAGUGCUAUGACCAAUGAUGAACAGGUGGAAUAUAUUGAGUAUUUGAGCAGAAAGGUCAGCACGGAGAUGGGGCUACGAGAGCAGUUGGAUAUCAUCAAGAUCAUUGACCCGUGUGCACAGAUAUCCCCCACAGACAGCGAGUUUAUCAUCGAGCUCAACUGUCUGACUGAUGAGAAACUGAAACAGGUGAGAAACUACAUCCGGGAGCACAGUCCACGACUGCGCCCCUGCAGCACCCGGGACAGCUGGAAGAGGAGUGGCCAUAGCAGUGCUAGCAACAGCGGGGUGAGUGGAGCCAGCAGCAGCAACGCUAGCAUGGUCAGCAGUGCCAGCAGCUCCACCGGAUCCACAGGCUCCACAGGCAACUCUGCCUCCAACUGCAGUGCGGCUAACAUCAGCCGUGCCCACAGUGACGGGAACCUGUCCAGUGCUGCUGAGCGGAUCCGGGACUCCAAGAAACGUUCUAAGCAGAGAAAGCUGCAGCAGAAAGCCCUGCGUAAGAGACAGCUGAAGGAGCAGAGACAGGCCCGCAAGGAGCGGCUGAGUGGCCUCUUCCUCAACGAAGAGGUGCUGUCACUCAAAGUCACAGAGGAGGAGGACCGUGGAGAAGAUGUGGUCGACGUCUUGAUGUGACAAGAGUGAAUGAGUCAGUGUUCCUUCUUAAUCUUAAGCCUCACAAUAACAUCUUCCACAAACGUCGCAGGUGGUCCCACAUCCUAGAGCCUAGUUUACGUCGAAGCGACGCUGCACUAUUGGAAUCAGUCUGGAGUUAUUUUAUGUCCUUAGAACUGCACAGAAUUCUAAUAACUGAAGAUGUAUAAACAUUGGAGUAUUUUUUUGAAAAUGAGUUCAAGUAAAAACUACCAAGACUAACUUCAUUCUGGUGAUUAACUUAAUCUUGAAGGCAUAGAGGGAACACUGAAUCAAUGCAUGGGAAGUCAUCACCGUUGGCAUUGAGUUGUAAAUGCUUAACAUUAUUUUCAAUGGCUUAUUGUGGUUUUUGUAUAUAAAUGCAGUUAAAUCAUAAAUAACUGUUUUUACAUUGUUUCCCCUUAAGUUAAGGCCUACAUGUUCAUAAACACAACAGGGUUAAGUGGUGAUACAGACUUGGGCUCUAACAAAUACAUAGAAAUGAAGCAUUUAAUCCUACAUUGUCAAAGGUGAUUUAAUAAGUCACAUGAAUCGGUUUUGUUUUCCUUGUGUAUUUUGUGCAUGGGGGGGGGUAGACUUAAAUUAAAUGUAAAAUAAUGCAGCUAUCCAGUGCAAAUUAGAGAGAUUCCCAUUUUGAAUGCUAUUGAACUGUAGUAUGACUGCAUGUUCUUUAGAUGGGAAGGUAUUUCUUGACAUCUUUGCUUACUCUCUUUGGAUAUUGUGGUGGACCCCACCCUGUGGAGCGACAGUAUUUACUCUUUCAACAUGAACACAACACUAACUACUGUACAUUAGAAAAUGUAUUUACCUAAAGAAGCUUUAUCACCUGUAUAUGUCGCUUUGACUUUUUCCUGUAUAAAGUUACCCCUUUUGAGUAAUUAUAAAAACAAUAUAUUAGAUCAACUAGAUGUUGUGAGUAGAUCUUUAUUUUGAAUAAAUAAAUGAAUAGCCAUGAAAUACCAUUCAUUCGGUGGGAGAAAAAGGUUGCUGCACCAAGUUAGGGAGUAUUCAUUGCUUGCUUUCUUGGGUGUCCAAUUUCAAGUUGCUGUAUAUGCCACUGCAAUGUAUUUUUGACGUGAGCAAGAUAUUGGGAAAUGUAGUUGCAGAACAGAAGCAUACCAGAAUGCAGUUGUUUCUGUGUGAUCUACUCAAUAAUGUAAUGCAAAAUGAGAAAUAAAUUGUCAUCGCAUCAAAUUUUC
This is a messenger RNA of Oncorhynchus gorbuscha (pink salmon), 2539 nucleotides long. RefSeq names its product protein FAM199X. Lineage: Eukaryota; Metazoa; Chordata; Actinopteri; Salmoniformes; Salmonidae. The record is from RefSeq and is a predicted model, not a curated record. The transcript has 7 exons. The coding region runs from base 156 to 1322 and encodes 388 amino acids.